AAAAGUCAGUCCGAGAGUGGGAGGAGAGAGUGAGAGAGAGAGAGAGAGCGAGUUCGCCGGAUGGAGAAGAGGGUGAUGAUUUUCUGCGCAGCCGCGGGCUUUCUUGGCCUUCUCUCUGCUGCUCUCGCCUUCGCCGCAGAGGCCACAAGGAUCAAGGUUUCUGAUGUGGAAACAACAACGCUAGGUGAAUGCAGAUACCCAAGGAGCCCAGCAUUAGCUCUUGGUCUUAUAGCAGCAGUGGCUCUUAUCAUAGCUCAGGCCAUCAUAAACACUGUAGCUGGGUGUAUAUGUUGCAAGAAGUAUCCAAAUCCAUCAGACACAAACUGGACAAUAGGGUUGAUCUCUUUUAUUGCUUCUUGGGUUACUUUUAUAAUAGCCUUUGUUCUGUUGUUGAGUGGUGCUGCCCUAAACGACCGAUGGGGACAGGAAAGGAUGUAUUUUGGCGAAUUCUGCUAUGUUGUCAAGUCUGGAGUAUUUUCAGGAGGGGCAGUACUAUCUCUUGCAAGUGUUGCUCUUGGGAUUGUUUAUUACAUCUCAUCGGUGUCAUUAAAGAAUGUGCAGCCCUGCAAUUCGUCACAAAAUCAAGACAUUGCACUGGGUCAUCCUCAUACUACACCUCAAAGUCGGACGACCCCAGUAUUUGUGCAUGAGGAUACUUAUAAUCGACAACAAUUCCCCUGACGAUGAUACUUGCUCUGCCCAACAAUUUUCCAUUUCCUUUCUGUUCUUGAGCUCUUGCCUUCCGACAUGGGGAUUGCCACUCAAAUCCCCAUUACAUGCAAUUAGCUGGACCUUGGAUCAUUGUCACGAGAGGCUUCCACAUGAGGUGCUUCCAUCACUCGUUGGUCGUGCAUUCGAGGACAGCACUCAACUGCAGAAUUUAGGAUCGAAUGGUAGCUUGUCGGUGGUAGAUGAACAGCAUUCAAUUGGCAGUUAGCUGAGUGUCGUUACGAUAUUUUGCAGGCAUUGGUGAAGUGUCAUUCUGACUGUUGUUGUGUUACAAUGUGAGCAUCAACAUGUACUGAUGGACUCGUCACAAUUUAUGUAAUAUGCUGUUUGAUCAUGCCAGGCUUGUGAAAUGAAAACAAGGUGGGAUGUGGGGUACAGUUUGUGUAAGAAGAGUCUUCCAAGGGGGUGUAGGUUUUGCACUGAGGGCAUUGAAUCGCCAUGUGUGGUUGUUGUGCCAUUGCUUGAGGGUUGCAUGUGGUUGGUUGGUUCAUUUACUGAACCCAAUUGAUUGCUUGAGGAAUCUCCUCAGUUUGUACUCUCUUGCAGUAAUAAUUAUUCCUGCAAACUUGAGUUCUAUCCAAGAAAUUGGACAUAAAAAUUGAAUCUUUAG
Molecule: messenger RNA, 1339 nt
Organism: Musa acuminata AAA Group (dessert banana)
Lineage: Eukaryota; Viridiplantae; Streptophyta; Magnoliopsida; Zingiberales; Musaceae
Product: protein VASCULATURE COMPLEXITY AND CONNECTIVITY-like
Exons: 3
Coding region: 61-681 (206 amino acids)
Source: RefSeq, a predicted model, not a curated record